Molecule: messenger RNA, 6651 nt
Organism: Conger conger (European conger)
Lineage: Eukaryota; Metazoa; Chordata; Actinopteri; Anguilliformes; Congridae
Gene: atrnl1b
Product: attractin-like 1b
Exons: 29
Coding region: 1021-5151 (1376 amino acids)
Cellular component (GO): Golgi apparatus
Molecular function (GO): protein binding
Source: RefSeq, a predicted model, not a curated record
CUACAGCAACGCAGAGGUCGAUGUGCUGGGGGGAGUUGUGGAAUUGUAAAACUCGCCCAUGCAUUGUCUACUUUUUGGGAUUGAUUAAACGGAAACCCAGCAAAACAAGGACUGAGACGUAUUUAAAAACCUAACCGAUCCAGGAAUCGUUCGUAUAUGAGAACAAAAAAUGAGCAAACCAGGUCUGUUAUCAGGUUCGCUGCAUCCUUCAGUGUUGGGAACAACACCACCAACAUCCAUGUUAUUGACUGCCGCUGAAAUCAUUUUGGGUUUUCGGACCUAACUUAAAUCGGAGAGAGAUAAUUUAACCUUUUGUUCCUCUGGUAUUAGCAAAGGACGAGUUAAAUGCGUUGAGUUCAAGUAUAAUAUUACCAGAUAUAGCUUCUCUUGCUAGCUAGCUAGCCAACUAGCUACUUUUUUUUUUUUUUUAUAAAAUAAUUUAUUCAUUAGCUUGCAAAAUGUUUGCCCUUUAAAAUGGCUGCUCAGAAUAUCUUAUUUGAAUAGAGCGGUUGUGAAAUAAAAGUAUUAAUAGUAUAUUCUAUAUUCUAAUUCUGAGGCGCAAAUUAGGCUACUCGUCAGGGACAAUGCGCUUCUUUUUACGGAAUCUUUGUUUCUAUGGUUUGGAUAAUUUUACGACCUCUGUAGGAUAAUAGCGGGAGCUAACAAGCACAACAUCACGGUUUAUUCGUGGCCAACAUGUAAUGUACUUUUUGGAACAUUAUAAUAGAAUAGUAGCCUAUUUUGUGUGACUGGGAUUUCCUUACGCAUGUAGGCUACUUUAUGCUCAGCUAGCAGGGCUUGCUUGGUAGCUCGCGUAUCAUAGGCUAUGAGCGUUUUAAUGGUGGAAAACGAUCGAAUAAUUGCGUUACGUAUCUAAGGAAUUCCCAAAGCCAACUAUUCAAGUCACAAAUAAGUAAUUCUGGAGAAUUCUUGGAAUAACUGGGAAAACCAGUCAGUUCAAAACUGAAAAGACGGACGUCUUACGCAGCCUGUAUCUCCGUAUCCGUUCAAAAUAAUAAAAUGGAUGCUGGAAACAUGCUGGGAGACUGGGGACUAUUUCUUUUCAGAAGGAAGAGAUGUUCUCACUUUGGAUGGCUGCAUUUCAACAAAUAUCUGUUGAUUUACAUUAUUUUCUACCUGGUGAUGCACGGCGAAGGAUCUCCGAAAUCAUGUGAUAAAAACUGCUUUUCUGGUAAAUGUUUGAAUGGAUCAUGCGUCUGCGAUCAAGGGUGGGUCGGAGAUAAGUGUCAACACUGCCAAGGAAGGUUCAAACUAACUGAGCCGUCGGGCUUUCUGACGGAUGGACCAAUCAACUACAAAUACAAGACCAAGUGCACGUGGCUCAUUGAAGGAUACCCAAAUGCGGUACUGAGGUUACGGUUCAACCAUUUUGCUACAGAAUGUAGCUGGGACCAUAUGUAUGUGUUCGACGGAGACUCAAUAUAUGCCCCCCUCAUCGCUGUUUUCAGUGGUCUCAUUGUUCCUGAGGUUCAAGGAAACGAAACCGUGCCAGAAGUGGUGACCACAUCCGGAUACGCCCUCCUUCACUUCUUCAGCGAUGCUGCGUACAACCUGACCGGGUUCAACAUCUUCUACUCGAUCAACUCCUGUCCGAACAACUGCUCGGGCCACGGCAAGUGCAGCACAGGGAACUCCAUCUCCAGCAGGGUGUACUGUGAGUGUGAGAAGUACUGGAAGGGAGAGGCCUGUGACAUCUCCUACUGCAGGAACAACUGUGGCAGCCCCGACCAUGGCUACUGCGACCUGACCGGGGAGAAGCUCUGCGUCUGCAACGACAGCUGGCAGGGCCCAGACUGCUCGCUGUCUGUUCCGUCCAGCGAGUCCUUCUGGGUCCUCCCCAGCGUGAAGCCCUUCAGCCCAUCGGUGGGCCGGGCGUCCCACAAGGCCAUGGUGCAGGGCACCCUCAUGUGGGUCAUCGGGGGCUACACCUUCAACUACAGCUCCUUCCAGAUGGUGCUAAAUUAUGAUCUGGAGAGCAGCAUCUGGAAUGUGGUUCCCAUCAACAGUGGCCCGCUUCAGCGAUACGGUCACUCCCUGGCCUUCUACCAGGACGAGGUGUACAUGUUUGGGGGUAAGAUGGAGGGCGGUGUGGGGAACGUGACGGACGAGCUGUGGGUGUUCAGCCUGCCCAGCCGCUCCUGGUCCCAGCGGGCGCCCGCCGUGCCGGCGCACGGGCAGAUCUACGCCGUGGAGGGGCACUCGGCCCACGUGGCCGAGCUGGAGAACGGAGAGGCGGUCAUGGUGGUCUUCUUCGGCUACUCAUCCCUGUACAGCUACAUCAGCAACGUGCAGGAGUACAACCUGAAGACGAACACGUGGCUGGUCCCCGAGACGAACGGAGCCAGCGCCCAGGGCGGGUACGGUCACAGCAGCGUAUACGACCGCAUGACCAGGUCGGUGUACGUGCACGGGGGCUACAAGGCCCUGCCGGGGAGCAAGUACGGCCUGGUGGACGACCUGUACCGCUACGAGGUGCGCUCACGCACGUGGACGAUCCUGAGAGAGAGCGGUUUGGCACGGUACCUCCACUCCGCCGUCCUCCUCAGCGGCGUCAUGCUCGUCUUCGGGGGAAACACCCACAACGACACAUCACUAAGCAACGGGGCCAAGUGCUUCUCCUCGGACUUCCUGGCUUAUGAUAUCGCCUGCGACGAGUGGAAGGUAUUGCCGAAGCCCAACCUUCACCGUGACGUGAACCGCUUCGGUCACUCUGCGGUCGUCAGUAAUGGGUCGAUGUACUUGUUUGGAGGGUUCUCCAGUGUUUUGCUGAAUGACGUGCUGGUGUACCGGCCUCCCAGCUGCGACGCCUUCCGCUCUGAGGAGGCGUGCCUGCGCCCGGGCCCCGCCGUUCGCUGCGUCUGGAGCAGCAGCCGCUGCGUCUCCUGGGACCCCGGCCACACCAACGGCAGCCUCCCCUCCACGUUCUGCCCCGCAAAAGUCUCAGCGGACGAGAGGUGCUACAGGUACUCCGACUGCUCCAGUUGCACGUCCAACACUAACGGCUGCCAGUGGUGCGAUGAUAAAAAAUGCAUCUCCAACUCCAGCAACUGCACUUUGUCAGUUAAGAACUUCAGCAAGUGUCACGUGAGGAAGGAGCAGGUGUGCAUCCGGCUAGCUACCUGCCGGGCCUGCGCUCUCAAUCUCAACUGCCAAUGGGAUCCUCAACAGCAGGAGUGCCACGCCCUGCCUGCCCACCUCUGUGGGGACGGCUGGAACCGCGUGGGCGAGGCCUGCCUGCGGAUAAACUCCAGCCGGGAGAGCUACGACAACGCGCAGCACUACUGCAAGAACCUGGACGGCAGCAUCGCCUCGCUGACCAGCGCCAAGCAGGUGGACUUUGUCCUGGAGGAGCUGCAGAAGUUCGAGCUGCAGGAGAAGAAGAUCUCCCCGUGGGUAGGGCUGAGGAAGAUCAACGUGUCUUACUGGGGCUGGGAGGACUCGUCCCCUUUCACCAACACCUCCCUGCAGUGGCUGCCGGGCGAGCCCAGCGAUUCGGGGUUCUGCGCGUACCUGGACCGGGCCGAGGUGUCGGGCCUGAAGGCCAACCCCUGCACCGCCACCACCGAUGGGCUCAUCUGCGAAAAACCUGUCGUGAGCCCCAAUCAGAAUGCUCGGCCAUGCAAGACCCCCUGCUCCCUGCGCAACUCUUGUACCAACUGCACCAGCCAGGCCAUGGAGUGCAUGUGGUGUAGCAGCACCAAGCGCUGCGUCGACUCCAACGCCUACGUCAUCUCCUUCCCCUACGGACAGUGCCUGGAGUGGCAGACCGGAGAGUGUGUGGCUCAAAACUGCUCCGGUCUGCGCACCUGCGCCCAGUGCCUGGAGCAGCCGGACUGCGGGUGGUGCAGCGACCCCAGCAACACGGGGAGGGGCCAGUGCGUGGAGGGGUCCUACCGGGGGCCCAUGAAGAGUGCGGCGUCCAAGCAGAGCCGCGACAUGGUGCUGGAGCCCGGGCUUUGCCCCCGCGACCGCGGCUACGACUGGGCCUUCAUCUCCUGCCCGGCAUGCCAGUGUAACGGGCACAGCACCUGUGUGAAUGGCAGCGUGUGCGACCAGUGCCGAAACCUCACCACUGGACAGCAGUGCCAAACCUGCAUGCCCGGUUACCACGGAGACCCCACCAACGGCGGAAAGUGUCAAGCUUGUAAAUGUAACGGACAUGCCAAUGUGUGCCAGGUCCUGACUGGGAAGUGCUACUGUACGACCAAAGGCAUCAAAGGAGACCAGUGCCAGCUGUGUGACUCAGAGAAUCGUUACCUGGGCAACCCCCUGAGGGGAACGUGCUACUAUAACCUGCUGAUUGACUACCAGUUCACAUUCAGCUUGCUGCAGGAGGAUGACCACCAUUACACUGCUAUCAACUUCAUGGCCACGCCUGAACAGACCAAUAAGAACCUGGAGAUGUCAAUCAACGCUUCAAACAACUUCAACCUUAACAUCACCUGGUCUGUGGGCUCGACAGCUGGGACCAUAUCGGGGGAGGAGGUGCCCCUCGUCUCCAAGAGCAACAUCCAGGACUACCGAGACACCUUCUCCUGCGAGAAAUUCAGCUUCCGCACGAACCCCAACAUCACCUUCUACGUCUACGUCAGCAACUUCUCCUGGCCAAUCAAGAUUCAGAUCGCCUUUGCCCAACACAACAGCAUCAUGGACCUGGUUCAGUUCUUUGUCACGUUUUUCAGCUGUUUCCUGUCUCUGUUGCUGGUGGCGGCCGUCGUGUGGAAGAUCAAACAGACCUGCUGGGCAUCCAGGCGUAGAGAGCAACUGAUGAGAGAGCGGCAGCAGAUGGCGAGCCGGCCCUUUGCGUCAGUGGCUGUGGCCCUGGAGUCCGUUGCCGUGGCGCCGGAGGUGGGGGCAGAGCAGACGGAACUCUUGCCAGGGCCAGCCGAGGGUGCCCCAAAGCCCAUCGCCAUGGAGCCCUGCUCCGGGGGCAAGGCUGCUGUGCUCACUGUCUUAAUGUGUCUACCCCGGGGUUCAUCCACAGUGCCCCCACCAGGCCAGUCUGGCAUCGCCAUCGCCAGCGCGCUCAUCGACACGUCGCAGCACAAACCCAUGGACUUCAAAGAGAAGAGCUCCGGCCUGAAGAACCGCAAACAGCUCCCUGCGCCGCACCAGGGGACGUGCGUUUGAACCCCGCACCCACAACCCCGACCGUGCCCAUACUCUCCGCACAGCGCCUCUAACGGCUUCGGACCAUACCGAAGCUGUGCUGCACCAACAUUUUUUAGCGAAACAAAAUGAACACUGUUUCGUAUCGACAGUUUUCAUCCGCUCCUGCAAAUGGAUGAAAGUAUCAACUGCUAUAAGCUCCGCCUUCAUUUCCCAAUCCCAGCCUAAUUUACCUCUCUCCCCACCCCACCUAUGGUGGCCUCUCCCCCUCUGUCUGUGUCUCUCCUCUCCUCCAGUAUCUCCUCGGUCUCCUCCCCACCUCUUUUGGCCCCGCCCCAUUCCCACGGUCCCACAGUACUCCUUUGUGAUUGGCUCACAGCACCUGUGAGGAACAGUGCCUCCCUGCCAUUGGCUCUCGACAGCCUUUAAGGGACAGUUCCUCUCUGUGAUUGGCUCCCAGCUGCCUUUGAAGGACAGUGCGCUGAAACCAAUCUCCUGAGGGAUCUGCUGCUGCACGGUUGGCGUGGGAACGCCAGGAACAGAAAAGGAAUUCAAGACUAUUUUCUGUGCUGGAACUGGAGAGUUAAAUGAGCGCGUGUGUGCGUGCGUGCGUGUGCGUGUGUGUGUGUGCGUGCGUGCGUGUGUGUGUGUGUGUGUGGCCAAGUGUGUGAGAGCAAGUGCGAACGAGAGAGUCUGUGAGGCGUUGCCUAACUGGAAAAGCAUGUUGUUUUUUAAAGGCCAGGUACGGUGUAAGAACACUUCUGUUUUUAAUGGUCUCUAAUCCGUAUGUUUUAUGUCGCUGUAUGUGAAUCGCCGCUGUAGGAGAUUAAUUGGGACACGCCGCUUUGGGAGAUGAAUCGGGACACACAGGAGUGUCUCCAGGUCACAAACCCAAUGCACCUACAAAAGAGGGACCCUGCUCUCUAUUGCCCCCUAGAGAUGACUGAAAUGGCAAGGGGACUCAUGUAAGGGUGUCUAAUGCACCUCCAUGUUGGUGUUGCAGCCAGCAACGGGAAAGGGGUUCUGUACCCCUGAUAAGCAAGUGUAGCUAUGGGUGUGGCGAUACCCUGUCUCUAGCAGCUGUGUGUGUGUGUGUGUGUGUGUGUAUGUAUGUGUAUGUGUAUGCGUGAGUCUGCGUGUGUGUGUCUGCGUGUGUUUUUGGUGAGAAAGCGCAGGUUAGAACAAAUGAGUCUCAACCCAAAUGUGAAGAACAAAUACAAUUUGAGUGUUUAUGCUUUCUGUUGUUAAUUUUGGUUUACGAUUUGUUUUGUUUGUUGGUUUUUACUAAAGGAUGAUAAUAGAUGCAUGCUCCUCCCUCCUGCAGUCAUAUCUAAGGUUAUGAUAAAACCCCUACAGUAUGUGUUAGUCACUAUUUUUUUAAACGAACCAUAAAAAUAAAAAUAAAGAAAGGAUUUAUCCUCUGUUACAUAUCACGAAUCUGCAGUGUGUUUCAGAUUUGAACAGACAGGUGGGACAAUAAAAUAUGGAAUCGGUGUUAAAUUUCCAUCUUAAAAAAAGAAA